This is a messenger RNA of Recurvomyces mirabilis, 984 nucleotides long. RefSeq lists its product as uncharacterized. The transcript has a single exon. The coding region runs from base 1 to 984 and encodes 327 amino acids. NCBI's taxonomy places the organism in Eukaryota, Fungi, Ascomycota, Dothideomycetes, Mycosphaerellales, Teratosphaeriaceae. Gene Ontology annotation, molecular function: glycosyltransferase activity. The record is from RefSeq and is a predicted model, not a curated record.
AUGGCAGCCGCACCCUCCUCCAACCCCAACGCCAAGCGUGUGGUCGAGUCGGCCAAAGUCUGGACAACCCUCAUAACAAAUACUGCCUACCUACCCGGCCUCCUCACCCUCGAAGCCUCCCUUCGCCAUGUCGGAUCCAAAUACCCUCUCAUCGCAUUGUACACCGACUCCUUCCCUGCCGACGGCCAUGCGGCUCUCGACAGAAGAGGGAUAGCGAAGAAGAGAGUCGAGUACCUUCUUCCGAAAGUAGAGAAGAGUUUCGAGAAUGAUCCACGAUUCUACGACUGCUGGAGUAAACUUACACCUUUCUCCCUGACCGAGUAUGAGAGGGUGGUGCAGCUGGACAGCGAUAUGCUUGUUCUAAAAAACAUGGACGAACUCAUGGACAUGCCACUAGAUGGGCCCGAGAAAGAAGGCAAAGGCGAUAGAGUGUUUGCAGCCAGUCACGCAUGCGUCUGUAAUCCGUUGCGAAAACCUCACUAUCCAAAAGAUUGGAUCCCCGAGAACUGCGCUUUUACAUCUCAACACGGAACGCCUGAUAAAGCGCAAAAAGAAGGCGCACCACCAACAGCCGGCCUCGCAAUGCCAAACGGCGGCCUCCAGGUCGUCGUCCCGAGCACAGCCGUCUAUAAUCUAAUCCUCACCUCCCUCUCCGGCGCCAACACCUCCUCCUUCGACUUCGCCGACCAAAGUAUCCUCUCCGAUCUCUUCCCAGGCCGAUGGGUAGCACUCCCGUAUGUCUACAACGCACUCAAAACCCUGCGCUGGAAGGACGUGCAUCAUCAGAUUUGGCGGGAUGGGGAGGUGAAGAAUAUGCAUUAUUUGCUUGCGCCGAAGCCGUGGGAUGAAGACGAGGAGUUUAAGAAGAAGGAGUGGGAUGGGGAGAAGAGGACUGGGAGAGAUCCGGCGAAUGAGUGGUGGUGGGAGAGUAGUCGGAGGAGGUGGGCAGAGGAGAAGAAGAACGGGGUGGAUGACGGGUUUUGA